CGGGAAAGUCGUGUGUUGAUGUCAUGCGAUGGUCCAUCCAUCAGUCUUGUAGCAACCGUUAUGGACCUUCACGUCCGCUCUGGCGUGAGCCCCUCUGCAGGCGCCAAUCCAUAGCGAUUCUUCUUGGUCUCAUCGGCACCCUGCACACACACGCAGCACACACAUGCAACAAAACGCCCAUUGAGGGCUGGCCACCCGCUGAUCGACCUGUGAGAUGAGGAACUCGGCCAGCUGGUGAAAUCCGAAUGCGUAGCAAUAGUGCAGUGGGGUGUUGCCGCCCUUAUUCUUGGCAUUCACGUCCACUUUGAACUUGCACAGCAGCCGGGCCAACCGACGGUGGUUGUUCUGACACGCUAUGUGCAGGAACGUGUUGCCGUGCUCGUCAGCCAGCUGCGCCAGAUCGGGGCGGCGCUCAAGCAGAGACUCGAUGGCCUGUGCGCGAAGGCCCACAUAGGGAGACAUGUGUGUGUUGGAUUAGGUGCAAUGUGGUGUGCUGAUGUGCUUACCUCAUAUCGGUUGUGUCUGACGUAUGAGAACAUCUGUCUCUCCUCUUCCUCCCUGGCAUCCUCUUCCAUGUCAGCCUCACCGUCCCUCAGACCGCCCAGUGCCCCCGCUGUCGCUGAUGCCUCGGUGUGUCUGAGCACCUCCUUGGGCUUGUCCGACGGCAGGUAGAAGACCAUCAGCCGGGAGUCCGGCUGCUUGGUCUUGGCCUGAAAGCCUGUUUUUGACACCUGUUUCAUCCCUUACUUAGUCAAUUUAAAUGAAUGGCUGUACCUGUAGAGAGCAUUGUGUGGCGGCCUCUCGCUCGGUCCCGCAUAGGCAGGUUAAGCAGCCGGACAUACGCCUCGCCCCGUGACUUUUCGAUGGAGAUGGAAUCCACCGACAGGGGAUACGCCUCGGUGGGUGCCGCAGGGCCAGGGGACUGAGCUGCGACUGGGGCCAGAACCUGACACGAUAUCAUACCAGAGACAGAGAGACACGGAUCAUGCAUUUGUGCGCUGGGAUGUGUGUGUGUGUGUGUGUGUGUGUCUGACCCCCUCGAUCCUGGGUCCUCCUGCGUCCUUUGCCGCCUCAGCCAUGGGUGGGGGCUGUGUGGGCCGCUUGAUCUUGGGCCGCUGACGGGGAAUCCCAUACAUCGCACCUGACGACCUGACAAACGAAACGAGUCCAGUGAAAGUGCUGUCGGCGGGCAGAUCUCGGUGUCCCGCUCUUGUCUUCUCACUCACGCAAAGGGAGCGAAUGCUGAUGUGGCCAUGGAAAGGUCGUGGGGUGCGGCAGAUAGCGGCAAGGGGGCGGCUGCAGGCCCCAUCUUGGCACUCAGCUUGUCGGCCAGACGGUCCAGAAACUCAUCCUACGCAUCCAUCGCAGCACCCACAAUCACAUUGACAGACACACACACACACAUAAAUGACAAGACACGUGCCUGCCUGUCUCUCUCUCUUCGCUGCCCCUGCAUCCGGCACACCUUAGUGAGCAGGUUUUCAAUGGAUCUCUGCCUCUCAAUCGCUUUCGUCCGCUCAUCCACGAGGGCCUGCAGCUCGCGCAUAAACGACUCGUCGACCGGCGAACCGGAGACCUGUGCUGCAGCAGCAGCAGCAGCAGCAGCAGGUGGCGGGAGAGGUGGUGACGAAGACGGCUUUUCCUCGGCGGCUGGCGAGCGAUCUGGGCGUGAGAGGGCGGUGAAUGUUGGGGCCCUUUCUGUCUCGCUGGACGUGUAGCCAGACGGGGUCUGUGAGGGACAACAAGGAGACACGGAUGUGUUCCUCUGUUUUUUGCGUCUCUCUGAGCGGACCUCUUUCAUCGGAGGGCUCAGGCCUGCACCAGCUGCCGGCGGGCUCAUGGAAGCAGCCGCUGCUGCGGCUGCUGUCUGCUUCUCCUCUGCCCCCUCCCCCUCUCCCUCUCCCUCCCGGCCCUCCUCAGGCCCACCGUUGCCUCCCUCACCCUCAGCCACAGUGGUCAGCGCACCCCGUCCCCUCCCAGCCUCCCUCCCCUCGCGAAACGACACCCGAGAGCUCGUGGACUUCCGCUGGCUCUCCUGCGAUGAUGGGUCCGAGGGGGAUUUGUGCGUCUGCGUGGUCCUUGCUGGCGGCGAGAGCUGUUGGUCGGGCGGUCUGGUUGCUGUGUCUUGUGUGGUGGUGUCUUUCAUGGCUUUGAGUUCGCGGAUGGCGGUGACGCGUUGGUCAAAGACGGACUGAAUGGAUGUGAGCCGGAAGGCGUUUUUGAUGACGUCCACGAGGAAGGAGGGGAAGGGGAGCGUCAUAGGCGGAGAGGGGAAGCGGACGAUGCUGCAGAUGGGGUAGAUCGGAAGCAGCUCUGAUAUCUGGUAGUCGAUCUUGCCGAGAUCCACACCUGCAGGGAGGGAAGACAGCAUCCGAGAGACAGACACCCACAUGCAGAGAGAGAGAGAAUACGGUCAGCGUCGGUGUGUCUGUGUGUCUCUGCCUCACCCAACUCAGCUGCCGGCGACUUGAUGAUAGCAUCCUUCUGAUCUUCCUUCUCAUCUUCCUUCCAUUCCUUCCACUCAGCAAAGUCAGGGAUUGGCCGAUCAUGCUCAUCGUACAGCACAGGUCCCCACAGCCCCGUCUCAAGCAGCUUCCUCCCCUUCCCAGGCCCCGCCUCACGCGCUAUCUUCUCACACAGCCAUCGGUCGUCAAUCUCUGGCGAAGGGAUGUACCCCUUCAGCAUUUUCUGGCUCGCUGCCACCACAGCAUUGAGCAGCUCGUGGCCUGGGGGAAGGCUCGGCACAAUGUCGAUGUAUCCCCCGCCCGCCCCCUUAUUCGGCAGGUCGUAUCUCGGCAACACGCUCUCAUGGAAGUCAAUGACUAGUGGCUCUGGAUCGGGGAAGGGCUGCCAAUCGGCCGGUGGAGGGGCCAUGACAGUGAAGGUGUGUGUGUCCGCGUCUCCUCCCUCUUCAUUGGGGUCCCUCAGCGGCGCUUCCGCCACAUGCAUCUCCAUUCUCGGCAGAUACUUGGCAUCGAGCGGCAGAAUGACAGGCAAUUUCGGCGGGGGCAGCACGGGUGCGAUAUUCAGCACGUCGGGCGGCGAUCUUCCCGAGCCGUGUGGCGGCAUGAGCUCGUCAAGGGGUUCCCUUCUCUCCAUGCCCGGCAGCUCCACCACCGGCUGAAAGGCCAGCCGCCUGCGAUCCUCGUCUGUGAGCGAGGCCGUGAGCUGCUCGAAGGCCUCCGAUUCUUCCGUCUUGCCUCCCUUGAUGUAGAGGCGCGUGUGGGGGGGCGGAGGGGGGUAUGGGAUGGCACGUACGUGGUUGUCGACUGCUUCGAUGUACUUGUGGAGGGUGUCUGUUUCGUCGGGGGUGAGCUCGAGGUCCCGCAGGAACUCAUCCCAGUCCUUUUGCUCAGUGGCCUUGUCAAUGAGCCACCCAGAUUCGCCCCUGCGUUGACAAGGCCACAGAGAGAGCAAAAACACAGAUAAAUGUUGAAGUGAGUGUGUGUGUGUGUCUCUUUGCCUGCCAUUCCUUCCCUCAUAAAGACAACUAACCGAUCCAGCUUGGCGUUGAGCUGCCACAGCAGCUUUUGGUGUUCCUUUGCGCCCUCCUCGAUCAUGCCAUCCAAGUAGACACCCAUCAGGUUGGCACUGCUGCGAUAAGACCGCUCCAUCAGUGUCUCCUCUCCUCCAUCUCCCUCUGCAUCCCUCCUCUCUGCAGGGCUCUGGGCAGCAGUCGGGUCGCCGAAGUCUGCAGGCUGCCGGAGACCGAGGCCCUCCGUCUCCUCCUCUGGCUUGAAAUACGCCAGUCGACGCAGCUUGGCUGUCGUAAUCGACACUUUUGACGCGGACCUCUCCAUCGACUCACCUUCUGCCUCUUUCUCUUGCACCUCCGGCUGCAUCUUGGCCGCCAGGCAUUUCCAGCAGAACUUCGCGUGGAGGGGGUUCGCAUGCUCGUGCCUGUCCUCUGCUGCUGUCGCCGGUGAUGGUGAUGCCGUGGCCGCAUCCCUCCCCCUCUCGGGUGCUGCCUCUCCCUCGUGUGUGUCGGGCAGCGAUCGAAUGGGCUCUGGGAAUUGGAGGGUCUUGGCUGCACUGAGGAAGGGGCGGCCGAGGGUGAGGGAGGUGGGGGGGAGAAGCGAUGACGUGCUCUUGCUCGGGGCCAUCGUUUUUCUUCUAGUGUGUUGUGGGGGCGGCGCACCAAGGGCAGGCAGGAGGGCUCUCCACCUAGCGGGCGGUGCGAGGCUGUACUGACAAAGGGGCGUGAGAUACAGACACAGAGAGAAAGAGAGAGACAGUCAGACACAAUCAGCCGAUUAUCCCGGAGCACUCACUCUGUAGCGGCACUGUCCUUCAGCAGUGGCAUCAGCUUGGCCUGUGACGCCUUGAGCGCGUCGCUUGGGGGCAAUGCGGGAGCCGCCUUCGAGACACGCCCUUUGGCUGGCAGCGAAGGUGGGCCCACGCCUGUCAUGAAUUCGAAUGAGACAGGGGCAGACAAAUGGCGUGUCGAGAAGCUGGCGGCUGCAUGUGGUGUGCCCUCUUGUGUGUCUUGGUGCGCACCGUAUUUGAGCAUUGUUUGCCUCUGCUUCUGCCUCCACUCAUCCCACUGGUGAAGGCGGUCCACGUGUGACUGUCCCUUUCUCUCGCCUGAUUUGAUGUCGCCGUCGCGAGCACGGGGUCUGUC
Messenger RNA from Vitrella brassicaformis, 4621 nucleotides. NCBI's taxonomy places the organism in Eukaryota, Vitrellaceae. The record is from the annotation of a GenBank genome assembly.